AAGAGCUCGUGCUAUACCGGUGCGAAAGCGCUCGCGUCUCAUUGACAUCAUUCGCAUCAUCCCGCUGAUGCGUGUCGCGGGAUGGAUGGAGAACACAGUCUCCGCAAAAUAAAACAGACCAACGAGGCGCUUCAAACCCUUUCAUCUGCACACAGGCAGCAGACGUUAGUAUUUUGAAGACUUACUCUUUAUAUUACCACGAUGUUCGGUUCUUGAACAACAUUUGGUUAUGCAUGUAUUUUGUUUUGUAUGCAUUUUGUACUUUUUUUUUACAACUUAGUGAGAGAGCGAGUUUGAUGCGAAGACUUGGAUGUCACACUUUUUACCAUAUCAACAUGUGGCAUGGUUUUUUUUGGGCUGGAUCCCACACGAACGUCCUGGAAGAACACUUGGAAAGGAGAUCAUGAUUCACACUAACUGCAUGAAGAAUUUCCUUGUGUUAAAAUGAAUGAUAAACCCAAUAAAUGGAUUUUCAUCCCAAUUUUAGCCAUUCUUUUUGUUAUGAUUGGGUACCAGUAUAUUUGUCCGGCAGGGGGUCAGGCAUGCCAUUUCAGGACAGGAGACAAACUCGUUAGGAUCGGUCCCCCAGCCACUCCAGACCCGACCACCGAUGACCUGUACCGGGAGCAGGACCCGGAGGAAGACAGCCCACCUAAAUGUGCGUCCAAAUUCAACUUCACAGAGCGCGAUCUGACACGCGAUGUCGAUUUCAACAUCAAGGGAGAUGAUGUGAUUGUGUUUCUGCAUAUUCAGAAGACAGGCGGGACCACCUUUGGCAGGCACUUGGUCAGGAAUAUUCGCUUGGAGCAGCCGUGCGACUGCAAAGCGGGACAGAAGAAAUGCACGUGCCACCGGCCGGGGAAGCAGGAGUCCUGGCUCUUCUCGAGGUUCUCCACGGGUUGGAGUUGCGGUUUGCACGCAGACUGGACUGAACUGACCAACUGCGUACCUGUGAUUAUGGACAAAAUGCAGUCUCCAAAGCACAAGAGGAACUUCUACUAUAUCACCAUGCUGCGAGAUCCUGUGUCACGUUACCUGAGUGAAUGGAAGCAUGUGCAGCGUGGCGCCACCUGGAAGACUUCCCUUCACAUGUGUGACGGCCGCUCGCCCACACAGGAUGAGCUGCCCACCUGUUAUAUCGGAGAUGACUGGUCAGGGGUCACACUGCACGAGUUCAUGGACUGCCCUUCAAACCUGGCCAACAACCGGCAGGUGCGCAUGCUGGCUGAUCUCAGCCUGGUGGGCUGCUACAACCUCUCCACCAUGAACGAGAGCGAACGCAACCCCAUUCUCCUGGCUAGUGCCAAGAGUAACCUGAAGAACAUGGCCUUCUACGGCCUGACAGAGUUCCAGCGCAAAACGCAGUACCUGUUCGAGCGCACUUUCCGUCUUCAGUUCAUUUCCGCCUUCACGCAGAUCAACAGCACGCGUGCCGCCAAUGUGGAGCUGCGUGACGACAUGCGCAGACGCAUUGAGCAACUGAAUUUCCUGGAUAUGCAGUUGUACGACUUUGCCAAGGAACUUUUCCUGCAGAGAUACCAGUUUAUCCGUCAGCGUGAGCGGCAGGAGGAGAGAUUGAAGAGGCGGGAAGAGAGACGCUGGCUCAGAGAGCGUCGAGUCAACCAGAGCAGACAGUCCAGUGUGGGAAACCAACCUCAGGUCCACACAACUGAAGACUAUGCCAGCCAAGUGGUCCAUUGGUGAUUCCUCUUGGAAACAUGAACUAGGAUACAGAGAACAUAAUGGCUCACUAGUGGAAGAGUGGGUCUUGGGUUCUUUCUUUCAGUUUAGCACUCUAAUAUGUUUCUUUUGUCAUGGGGCCUGUUGCACUGCAAAAAAACAUUGCCUUGAGCAGUAUUUUUUACUUUUUUGGGGGGAAAAAUACAUAAAAUUACCUGAAAAGCAAAAAAACAUAUAGGCUAUAUAUAGCCUUAUUUGUAAUGGUACGCUUAAAUCAGCAAAAUUUUAACUUGAAUUUGAAGAUAAAAUACUGUUUAAAAGUGUGGGGUCAGUACUUUUUUUAUGGUUUUGAAAGAAAGCUUUUAUGCUCGCCAAUACCGCAUUUUUUAAAUCAAAAGCUACUGCAGUACAAUAAAAAAAAAAAAAAAAAAAAAAACUGUUUAUUUAAAUAUACAUUUAAUAUAUUUAAAAUGACUUUUAUUCUUGUGAUGUCACAGGAGUAUCACAUGAUCCUUCAGAAAUCAUUAUAAUAUGCUGAUUUGGUGACAAAACGUUACUCUAAAGGGUUACUCUACCCCAAAAUGAAAAUUUAGUCAUUAAUCACUUACCCACAUGUCGUUCCAAACGUAUAAAAGCUUUGUUCGUCUUCGGAACACAAUUUAAGAUAUUUUGGCUUGUGACCGUCCCAUU
Messenger RNA from Cyprinus carpio (common carp), 2370 nucleotides. RefSeq names its product heparan-sulfate 6-O-sulfotransferase 3-B. Gene Ontology annotation, cellular component: membrane. The record is from RefSeq and is a predicted model, not a curated record. Gene Ontology annotation, molecular function: heparan sulfate 6-sulfotransferase activity. NCBI's taxonomy places the organism in Eukaryota, Metazoa, Chordata, Actinopteri, Cypriniformes, Cyprinidae.